Molecule: messenger RNA, 510 nt
Organism: Asparagus officinalis (garden asparagus)
Lineage: Eukaryota; Viridiplantae; Streptophyta; Magnoliopsida; Asparagales; Asparagaceae
Exons: 1
Coding region: 1-510 (169 amino acids)
Source: RefSeq, a predicted model, not a curated record
AUGAAGUUGUCGGCUGAUGAAAGCGCGACAAGACCAUCGAAGAAGUUGGAGCUUCCGACCAUCGAUCUAAAGCUUGAUGGACCGAGUACUUUCCUGAGUUGGUCACGACAGGUCAGAUACACCCUUGCAGGGAGGAACCUGGAGGGUUACUUGACCGGAACUCAUAUGUUGGUGUAUAUCUGGCUUCUCAACUCGUUGGUCCCGACGAUCGCCGCCACGGUGGAUGGCAUUGAGAAGGUGAAGGACGUCUGGGAGAAGUUGAGGAGAACAUAUGAUGGGGUGAGGAAUAACCUGAGGGUGUUCCAGAUUAAAGGAGAGAUCGACGCCACAGUCCAGGAAGAGAGGACUGUACAGGAAUAUGCUACAGAGCUGGAGCGCCUGUGGCUGGACUAUGAUCAUUUUCCCCCCCGGGCUAGCUGCAAGGACCCGGCAUGUAAAGAGCAGGAGGCCUUUCUACAGGAGAGGACUAUGGUGUUUCUCAAGGGAUUAACAUCAGAGUUCGCUCAGUGA